Messenger RNA from Paramuricea clavata, 6770 nucleotides. Lineage: Eukaryota; Metazoa; Cnidaria; Anthozoa; Malacalcyonacea; Plexauridae. The record is from the annotation of a GenBank genome assembly.
ACUGUAUAUUAUUAUUGCAUUUAUAUGACGAGUUGAAUGUAAGUAUUUGCAGUUCAUAGAGCAGUGUGCCUGAGCUUUUAGCAAACUGUAAGCGAAGGUUGAGUCAAACUGGAACACUUUAUCAAAGGUUAUUGAGAUCAACAAAGCUUGGCUCUCAUUUUCAGGAAUUUAGAAUAUAGCUAAAGCUGUCAUUUUCUCCAGGUAUGCAGCCAAAUAAGACAUUAUUAAUAUUUCUAUGUAUAUUUUUAUAAGUUCAGGAUUUGGGGCAUCGACACUACCCUGGUUGCCAGAGGUUCUCGUAUCUUUCGCCCUAUUCUCGCAAAUUAUGUAAUUUAUAAUACGGCGGCACAAGAACCUCUGGAACUAAGUGAUGUAUUUUUAUACAUUUCCUAUGUAUAAAAAUGUAUAUAGACAAGUUACAAGUAGGUAUUCGCUGGAAACUAAAAGUAUGGUUUUCAAGUUUGUUCGUUGUUUGUUCGUUAAAAAUAUGGUGUUCAAAUGUUUAUUGAAUGCCUGUCAAGGCUUGUUUUGACUAUUGACUAGGCAUUUGAGUGACCUACAUAGGAAAAAAUAAAAUGUGUCAAGCAAAACCACUUCUUGUCCACAUUCAGGGUUACUCAGUACACAAUUUACCAAACAGUUUUGUGUUGCUACGGUCUGUAAUUAAGUCGCUCGUCGAGUACUUGAUAUCGUAUUACAGGAAGAAGUUAAUGGCGGUGUUAUUCUGAUAAGAUUAUAAGAAUGAAAACUAUGAAUUCCUUGAAUUUCUUAAUCCUACAUAACUGUUUCUGGAAAACACUAAAAUCAUGUGACUGUCUUGUCAUAAUUAGGACCAAAUUGAAACGCACUCAAAGGGAUAUUACGUAGAGUAACGGGGCGGUAAAGGUUACGGGAUCUACACCUCUGGGUUUGUCCACAAUUUGUCAACCUGACUCAACCAGUCAGUCGAUGAAUGGCUCAGUCAGUUAAGCCAACCUCGCAAGCAAGGGCCUCCACACCCGCGGCGGGCCUCCACACCCUUGCUUGCGAGGUUGCAGUUAAGCUUGGUUUCUAUAUGGUCGUAAUGGUCGUAAAAAUAGAGUCACGAUCUUUCUCAACGGCCAGUUUAUAAUAGUUUAGACCUGUAAACCACAUAUAAAUCAUAAGUAUUCUCUAGUUAUAAUCACUCCGCGUAUUUCCAGUCCUAAACUAUUGUAUUUCGACUGAUGAGAAAGAUCGUGACUCAAUCUUUACGACCGUUACGACCAUAUGGAACCAGGCUAAAGCCAGUCAGCCAUCUGGUCGGUGACGUCAGUCACUAUAGUCAUUUACUACAGUUGGUUUUCAAAUGGUUGAUAUAUUUGGGCAUCUCGUUCGAUGGAACUGACAGUUAUUUGUAGCGGAAGAUUAUAUACAAUUUUAAACCCAAAAAAUGUAACUGUCGAUUUCUGGUACGUAAAGAUCUAGCCACCAGCAGCUGAUACUGAACAAAUGCCUGGACUUUGACAGCUACCUGUAUUGUUGACUUAUGUUCGAUAUAACUAAAUGCAGAUGGGUUUUGGAGAUGGAAAUUCCCAGUGUGGAUUUUAUACAUUUAUUAGAUCUAACCAGAAACAGUUGCGAAAAAUGCAACUCUAGGUCCUCUGGCAGGAAUUGAACCCACGGCCCUGCGAUUCCGGUGCAGCGCUCUAACCAACUGAGCUACGGAGGCCAGUUGUCGAGCUCUAACCACAAGUUCAUGUAUGUAUAUAUAGUGGGUGGUGCAGCAGUACUAAAGUCUAUUAUAGGUAAAUAUCGAUAUUUUGUUGGCGUCUCGCUUGAUAAAACUAACAGUUGAAAUUUCCAUCAACAAAAACCCUUUAAAGCGCGACUAACCAAAAAAUAGGGUUUUUUAUUAUUUGUAAUAUUUGGGUCAUUCUGAGAAGAAAUGUAAUGUAUCUUUAUAGUAAAAAAUCCCAUCUUGAUCAACUUUUUUACUGUCAAAGUUUCCGGAUAUGAUGUCAUUAGGUGAAUUGCAAAUUACUUUUCCUUUGUUUUUUAUACCAAAAAUUCACAUAAUGACAUCAUAUCCGGAAACUUUGACAGUGAAAAAGUUGAUCAAGACGAGGUUUUUUUACCAUAAAGAUAUAUUACAUUUCUUCUUAGAAUGACCCAAAUAUUACUCUUAACAAAUAUUAUAUUUGGGGUUAGUAGCAUUUUAAAAUUUUUCUCUCUAGAAUGAGUGCAGUCAUCACGAAGAAACAAAAAAACACCAUCAUGGUUUUGGGAAGUAUUACAGCCGUGUUUGGAGCGGGUGCUGGAGCCUGCGGUCUCCUCUUACGAGGGCAAUACUUGACGUAUGAUCAAGAUUGGGAUGUUGAUAUAAUAUCUGGAUUCACUGACGGAUAUUUUGGAGUUAUGUCGGGAUUUCUAGUAAGUUCAUCAACUUAUUAUCAAAUCAUAAAAAACAAAAACAAAUUACUGAAGAUAGUGGCUCUCCAAUUGCUAUAUGAAAUGUACAGCCCAACAAGUAAAACAAUGUUUCCAAACAAACAGGGAAACAUUUGAGGAAACAUCGAGAAUCACAAAUGUUUCCACAACGUUUCCUAAUUUGCCGAGGGCUUAAAGCCUCUGCGGAGGAGAGAGCCUGCUGGAUGCUGCUUGAAUGUUAUCGUUCUCAGUUAAGAGCGUCCGAAGACACGCUUACAGACAAUAUCGCCCACACGUUAAAGUCUAUAGUAUAAAGACAAGCCGGCGUAACAGACGGCGUUGAACAACGAAGAGCUGACUCAACUGAGUGAAAUCAGAUUUUAUUCAGUUCACAGUUCACUUGACUGGUUUGUCGUCCUGUUUUACACCAGACGAUAUUAAAGUGCCUAUAUCAUGGUUUUGGAGUUUGCAUAUCUCAAAAGUUUAGGGUAUUUUAAGACACUUUGCAAUAUAUUUUGUUAUUGAAAAAUUUCAUCUUGAUGGAUUUAUUAGCUCUUAAAGUUACCGGACAUGACGUCAAAAGGAGAAUUGCAAAUCAGUUUUCCUUUGUAUCAUUGCAACAAAAUUCUCCUUUUGACGUCAUGUCCGGUAACUUUAAGAGCUAAUAAAUCCAUCAAGAUGAAAUUUUUCAAUAACAAAAUAUAUUGCAAAGUGUCUUCAAAAACCCUAAACUUUCGAGAUAUGCAAACUCCAAAACCAUUAUAUAGGUAGUUUAACAUCGGACACAAAAUUAUCGUUCAGACGAUGUUAACCUCUCUUAAGCCAGGAUUACACUAUCAAAGUUUCUGUGACCACAAUAGGAAUUUUGCAUCUAGGUCAGGGCAUUUUUUAAGAAAUUACAACUACUCGGGGGCUAAGUCUCAAUGAGGGCCUUUUCCUCACAUAUUUACGCGUACAUAUAAAGACCAUGCUGUGCUGACUUUUAUAAAAUGGAAUGUCGAGAAUUUGAGAGGAUAUGAGAAAGCAGGUAGAUGCAGCUUUUUCAACAAGGAUGACUCUUUACUAAUGAUUAAAAGGGCCCAGUUCAUCUGAAAAUAUCGCUUCACUACUGGGGCAAGCAGAGGGCCUACUGGAGUAAAUGCCCCAGUAGUUAUGUACUAUUUAAAAAAUUCUAGGUAAAUUCCAAGUUUUAAAGGAUUGCCAAGAAUAGUUUGAGGAAACUGACUUAAGUGUUUAACAUUAAGUUCCCUGACACAUUUCUAACAAAUCCUUCAGAACUUAGAAAUUCCUUUUGUGAUUACAGUCGGAUACAGAAAUUUUCACAGCGUUAACCAUGCAAUCAAUAUCUGAGUUAAAUUCCUUAUUUUUAUCUUGUUUCCCCCUGCUUUAUAGUUACUGCUACUUGGAUCUUUGGGCUAUGGUCUUGUCUACUCAAGACUGUCCUGUUUGGUAAAUACAUUUGGUUUAAUUAUAGCCUUUCCCGCCAUUUUUGGGGUACUGCCCCUCCCAGGUCUGAAAGUCUCCGCACGACGAAAUACAACUUCUUAGUAUUGUAGUUGUUUGUAUAAUGGUAAAUUUACAGAUACAACUUUUCAAAGUUGCUUUUCACGUUGUUUGAAUUGUCUAGAACUUUCACGAGGGCAGACAGUACCCCAAAAAAUGGCGGAUUUUGGCUAAUUUGGAGAAAGGCUAAUUUGAGAUAAUGUCAAAACAUUUUACUUGUCAGUAAGAAUGUCCCGGGAUGAAAUUUUAACCGUUACUGCAUUCGUGAUAAAAUUUAAAUUUCAAAUACCUUCCAUUCUCCGAUAGGUGUUCGUCUAUUGGUUAUGUUCGCUGUCAUGUGACACGUUGUGUAUUCUCGAUACUAUGAUGGUUAUGCCCUAUACGAGAGAUAAUGGAAAGUUUGCUUGGGAGGAACAAACUCAGAACUGCACUCAACCUCUCGUAAACCCAGAAGGAAACAUAUCACGGUCUCAUACUUAUUUAAGUACAAAUAAUCUCGGUAAAUUACAACAGUUUUGCAUUUUUGGUUUGAAACAGGGGCGCAGCCAGCCCCAAACGAGUGUGUAUGGAGCGGGGGUUCCAAUUGUUCCGAGGCACCGCCCCCGCAAAUUUUGCACUGUAAUAGGUUUGCGAAACGCGGUAUUAUUAAAUACUCAAUCUAUUUCAUCCCGUUACCAAAAUAAACGUCAUCCCUGCAAAAUGUACUGAAUUUUUCAUUCAUUGCUGAGCAGACUUCCCAGCAAGUUAUUGCCGAAUUGAUAGGGGAUCAGGGGCGGCGGAACCGGGGGGGGGGGCUAGGGAGGCUAAAGCCCCCCCCCCCAGAAGUAAAAGUGGGGGGGGGGGGCUUAGCCCCCCAGAAAAUUUAGUUUUUUCUGGAAAAAUUUUGAUAAUUAAGGAAAAAUUUCGGUAAUUUUUUGAAAAUUUAGGUAUAAGGGGAAAAAUUUGCAAUAUUUUGUUUAAAAAUUGUGUAUUUCCGGAAAAAAUUUUUGUUAUAUGUCCGGAAAAAUUUUUUUCAUCUCUUUUCCUGUAUAUGUCCGGAAAAAAUUUUUGUACCACCUAAAAUGGUACACUACUGACCGAAAAAAAUUUAGCCCCCCAGAAUGAAAUCUGUUCCGCCGCCGCUGUAGGGGAUUCGAGGUACCUACGAUUUAACGUCCUUAUCAGAGAAGACGCGAAAGUGUAACCAUUUACAGAUUACUGAUGUCAAUGUAAAGGUAGCACUUUCUCCCCAGUUAUUUUAAGACCUUGAGUAGAGGUUCGAUUGAGCCCUGGAUUAAACCCUGGAUCAAGGAUGGAAGAGAUUAUUUCGCUGGCCUCAAAGUGACAAAACGUGACAAAGCAACGGUUUUACUAACACUAACCCUACUCCAAACACCAACUCUAACCCUAACCCUAACCUAACCCUACUCCAAACACCAACUCUAACCCUAACCUAACCCUACUCCAAAUUUGUUUCUAAACCAAUCUUGAAGAAAAAAGUUUUGACGAAAUGUCAUUCUGAGGUCAGCGAAAUAGUUGAUGCCAUCAAGGAUUGCACAGUGGGUCUCCCUGCUUGAAAGGUACAGUAAGCGUGGUGACAGUUCUGGGUAGUCGCUUAACAGGAGUUUUUCUUCUUCUUUUCCCAGAUUACUGUAAGGACAUCAAAACUAUCGCUAUUCUGUUAAUCGUCAUCACCGCGACAAUACUGACGUCACUUUUGUUUUCAUGUGUGACGACAUUUGUGACAAGUGUGGCUCUGUAUAGAGCGAGAAGUAUCGAAGUAAGUGAAAUAUCUUGCCGUAAAAUGUUUUGGAUUCAAUCCACAGCCUCUUGUGAACGAGACAGCGUUUACUACAGGCUAAACAAACACCGAAAAGGCAUGCGAUGAAAAUUAUUAUUUAUUUUGUCAAACGGACUUGUAUUUAAAGAGAAAUUCAACGCGAUGUUGAGUUGAUUUAUGGGCGUUUAUUACCGUGGUAUCGAGAUACUGUGAUGUUUUCAUUUUCGUUUUAUCAUCAAUUCUUAAUGAGUUUGAGAAAAAUAUAGGGCAGGAUGACUGUUCAGACACAAACCACCACAACUUAUCAGUUAGUAUAGCCUGCAUUGAAAUCAGUUAGGGACUCAUGGUUAAUAUUUAUCGCGGGGAGGGGGGGGGGGGCACCGAAGAGAAAAGGGUUGGGUAAACAAAAGGUUGGGUAAAUGAAAAACAAAACAACUAAAGGGUUGGGUAAUAAAAAUAUAAAUCAAUCAGGGUCGCUAUCUUGAUCAUUUCCCGAUUUGUCAGGAGGUAAAUAGUGUCUCCAAAGAAAGUACAUGUGCAGACAAUAUGAAACUUUAGACUGCAGAAAAUUGCACAAGCAGUUAUCAAACUCAUGUCACAGAAGUGGUAAAGGACAUAUGUGACAACUGAAUGGUAUUCUUGUCCGUAAAGAUUUUUGCCAGGGGUGGGUAUUUAUUUUUCAAUCGAUAUUUGAGGUUGGGUAAAAUUUUGACUUUUUUAAUGGUUGGAUGAGCAAAAUUUUUACCAAGAGAAACAUUUGUCUUCGGUGCUACCCCUCCCCCACAAACAAUGACCUGUCUCGUAGUAAAUUGGAUCUACAAAGAAUACUGAACAUUUUCUACCUUAUUUUCACAAUAUGUAGAAUCCAGAGCAAGGCGACAUCCAGUUGGCCCCUUUUUCAACGCCAGCUGAUUUUCAACCGAUGAGCUUCAACAACACCGUAUAUCAUACAGAUAGCGGAUUCCGAAAGUAGCAUUUUGAACUGCAAACAAUAAAAUACAUUGAACUGACAGUGUAAACUGUGUAAAUACCACUUUCAUAAUCGUCUAAAGUUUGAAUGUUAUCAGUUUUACAGGCAUCCUAAUGACCUAAUCAGCUAUUCUUGCCUCGCUCUUGGAAC